GAUCUCACAGCUGCUAAAUCUCCAAUGGUUUGGCAGCAGCCAAGCAAAUGUCAGCAGUGUUCCCCUCCUCCUCACUUAUUCACUCUGUCCCUCUGCCAUGUAGUUAUUUAUCUCCUUCUUCCAGCGAUGCUCUGUCCAGGGGACCUCUGACUGUACUACACAUAUAUAAUUGGGGAAAACCACUGCUGAAAAUGGAGAAGGAAUGCAAAGCGUCAAAGCAGUACGGAUCACUAGAAUCCACUGUGUGGAAACCCAGUGAGCAAGCCACAGGUGAAGAUGUUAUAUCCAUGGCAGAUUCCACAACCACCGUAGAUGAUAUUGAAGAUGAGCUGUUUAAGAUUGAGAGGAUCCGGGAGAUUUUGGUCAGGAGAGAGUCCGAGCUGCGAUACAUGAUGGAUGAUUUUCAACUGUGCCAAGAAAUUACACGUCUAAAGAAAGAGCUUCAGAAUUUGGUCUCUAAAUCAGAGAAGGAGAAGACUCGGGAAGAUCGGCAGAAAGAAGAGGAGCUCCUGCAUCGUAUCCACAAACUGGUGGAGACUCGAGAUUUCUUAGUGGACGAUGUUGAGUUUGAGCGGUUACGGGAGAGAGAGGAGGACAAAGAAAUGGCGGAGUUUCUACAGAGUAAGCUUUCCAAAAGUUAUCUGAAGAAAGCAGUCCACAGAAAGGAAAAGCUGUCUGCUUUAACCUCCCGUUCCCAGCAAACCACCAACCCUUACGUCACAAAAACCGGAUUAACGCUCCUAAAAGAGUGCUGUGGAUUCACCUGCUCCAUUAUGUAACGCUGUCAUGUUACUCUCCACUAAAGAUUCAAGCUGAGCCUUGUUCUGAUUGGCUGGAACACUAAAGGUUACCUGAGAGCCAGUGACCAUGUUUUUCGCCUUUCUAUACAUAUGUGUUAAACUAUUUUGCAGAUGGGACCUGCAUAGAUUUUUACACUUUAUGCUAGGCAUUGAGAGACCCUGGCGGCAGUUAUGUGUAUAUCCUAAGUUGAUUUGAUUUAAGUAAAGGGUCUUUAAUCUGGCAGUAUAAUGGGGGUAAUUCUGAGUUGAUCGCAGCAGCAAAUAUGUUAGCAAAUGGGCAAA
Messenger RNA from Pseudophryne corroboree (corroboree frog), 1082 nucleotides. RefSeq names its product bMERB domain-containing protein 1-like. Lineage: Eukaryota; Metazoa; Chordata; Amphibia; Anura; Myobatrachidae. The transcript is spliced from 6 exons. The record is from RefSeq and is a predicted model, not a curated record. The coding region runs from base 48 to 779 and encodes 243 amino acids.